CUCUUAUCAUCCUCUCCCGGAAAUGCGCUAAAGGAGGAACCUGUCUUUUAUUCGCACUAAAAUUCUCUUCUGAUUUCUCGAGGAGAAAUAGGAAAAAAGAAAAAAGAAAAAAUAUUUCCUAUGAAAACUCUGACUCUCUCCCUAGCCACGUCUUCUCCUCUAUAUAGCUCUCUCUACUCCACCACGCAGUGUCUUGCGCCUCUUAUUUCUAUGUCCAGAAAUUUUCUGGGAUCGCCAUUUGUACUCCAGAAGCCAAUUUUCAAGCCAUUCAAGAACCCGGCGUUCACCAUGUCAGCUUGCGUGCACUCUUCAAGAACGGAAGCUCCUCCGCAGAAGAGCAAUCAAGAGAUCGAUGACCAUUUGUUCGAUAGUUAUGUGAAAUACUACAGGCCCAAUUUCCCUGACCUUGUUCCUCGCGUGCCCGGUUCCAAGAAAGGUUCCAAGGGCUUCCACACGCAGACACAAACUGUUGUGGAUGAAAAUAGCGAGAGCCCGGAUGAAAAGGUUGAUGAUUUGUGGCUGCAGAUGAAGGAUGAGGCCAGGUUAGAUGUUGAGCAGGAACCCAUAUUGUCGAAUUAUUAUUUUAGUUCAAUUCUGUCUCAUGAUUCCAUGGAGAGUGCUCUAGCUAAUUAUCUCUCGAUGAAAUUGAGCAAUUCUAGCCUCCCUAGUGGGACCCUUUAUGAUCUUUUCUUGGGGGUCCUCACGGAGGAUCAAGAAAUUAUGAGGGCAGUCACUGAUGAUUUGAGGGCGGUUAAGGAGAGGGACCCUGCUUGUAUUAGUUAUGUGCAUUGUUUCUUGAAUUUUAAAGGAUUUUUGGCGUGCCAGGCUCAUAGGAUAGCACAUAAGUUGUGGUCCAAGGACAGGAAAAUCUUGGCGCUUUUGAUACAAAAUAGGGUUUCAGAAGUCCUUGCAGUGGAUAUUCACCCGGGGGCGAAAAUUGGAAGAGGGAUUUUGUUUGAUCAUGCUACUGGAGUUGUGGUCGGAGAAACUGCUGUAAUUGGUAACAACGUGUCGAUUUUACACAAUGUGACAUUGGGUGGCACUGGUAAGGUCUCUGGAGACCGGCACCCGAAAAUUGGUAACGGUGUUCUGAUUGGGGCAGGUACUUGUGUUCUGGGAAAUGUUAGAAUUGAAGACGGGGCUAAGGUUGGUGCAGGGUCUGUUGUGCUGAAACAGAUCCCUGCUCGAACUACUGCAGUUGGGAAUCCUGCUAGAUUGAUUGGAGGGAAGGAGAAUCCGGUUAAGCUGGAUAAGAUUCCUAGUUUGACGAUGGACCACACUUCGCAUAUAUCUGAGUGGUCUGACUAUGUCAUUUAAAGUUUAUAUGUUUGUCCCUGGACAGUGUUAAAUAGAUUGUAGGACCUCGAGGGUGUCGUUUAUGCUCUUCAGAGAGAACCUAAGUUCUCCUACUAGCAGAGAUGUAUCCUCUUGUUAUGUACUCUGUUGAAUAAGCCUCCAUUGGGCUCUCUAGUUCUGUAUUACCUGUUUCAUUCUCCGCGAAGAAUGGACAGCCAUAUGUAGUAAUUUAGUGAUCUAAUGGAUAUUGAGCUCCCUCUUUC
This is a messenger RNA of Sesamum indicum (sesame), 1559 nucleotides long. RefSeq names its product serine acetyltransferase 1, chloroplastic. Gene Ontology annotation, cellular component: cytoplasm. The record is from RefSeq and is a predicted model, not a curated record. NCBI's taxonomy places the organism in Eukaryota, Viridiplantae, Streptophyta, Magnoliopsida, Lamiales, Pedaliaceae. Gene Ontology annotation, molecular function: L-serine O-acetyltransferase activity.